Molecule: messenger RNA, 1123 nt
Organism: Erythranthe guttata (spotted monkey flower)
Lineage: Eukaryota; Viridiplantae; Streptophyta; Magnoliopsida; Lamiales; Phrymaceae
Product: chaperonin-like RbcX protein 2, chloroplastic
Biological process (GO): ribulose bisphosphate carboxylase complex assembly
Molecular function (GO): protein folding chaperone
Source: RefSeq, a predicted model, not a curated record
UUCUUUCUUUUUUCUCUUUCUUUUGUUCCAAAUUUCCAUCCAAACACACUUUCCCCCUUUUCUUUAAAUUCCGUUGUGUAUUUGAACACCAUUUUCGUCCAAGUUCAUAUCUGAAUUCUCUCAUCUCUGAACCCAAAGAUCCAAUUUUUAUUCGAACCCAACUUCUAUUUCUUGCUUUUCUUUCGUGGGCUUCUCUCAUUUUCUCGAAAUUCAAAAAAAAAAAAAAAAAAGAAAUCAGAAUACGGAUUAUUUUUGCAUACGCGCGCGCGUGGAAAGAUGGUGGGAACGGUGUCUGUAGUGGGUUCGUCGUUGGUUGAUUCGAAGGCAUGUUCGAGCGGGGAUUUGGGUUUGCAGAGGAGGCGUAAUUAUUCAAAUGGUAAGAAGCGUGUUCCUCGUAUAGGGUCUUCUUCAUUGGAGCUGAGAAGCUCGUUUCUUGAUUAUUCUUCCAUGAAAAUUCUGUCUGGUUCCAAGAAUUUGAGGACUCAACAGAGGAAAAAUAGGAGUCUUGUGGUUGUUGAUGAACUUGCCGGACAGUAUGAAGAUAAUUUUGAUGAUGUCAAAACUCAAAUUCUCAACUAUUUCACGUACAAGGCUGUUAGAACGGUGUUGAACCAGCUCUACGAGAUGAACCCUCCACAGUACAGAUGGUUGUAUGAUUACGUCGCGACAAAUGAUCGUGGUUAUGGGAAGCGCUUUAUAAGCGAACUCGGUAAGGAGAGUCAAGAACUCGCUGAAAGAGUAAUGGUGACUCGUCUUCACCUCUACGGAAAAUGGAUUAAGAAAUGUGAUCACACGGAGAUGUACGAAAGGAUAUCCGAUCAGAAUUUGGAGCUGAUGCGUGAACGGCUUAUCGAGACUGUGAUCUGGCCAUCUCCGGACGACUCAAACACGAACAUGGAUGGAUUUUAAAAAUAGAAAAGACAAAUAUUAAAUUGCAUUUAUUAGAGUUAGGAAGAUGUUCUGUAAUUUCUUUGAUGCAUUUAAUCUGUUGUAUACUUACACAUGUUGUAUCUAUAGUUUAGGUAGAGCACUUUAGAUUAUGGGGUAAUGUUAUCCACUAGUAAACAGUAUUAGUUCAAUAUGCUUUUAGCCUUGUAGUACACUGCCUCCAUUUUCUCAAUUU